AUGCUUACAUCCUCCCAGCCCAAAGCCAGUCUCUUGGCAGAGACCUCACGCCUCUCGCUUGCUGCGGUUUCUUCUAGUUGCAUAGAGCAGCGCCGGUUGAGCCAUGCAACAGCGGUCAGCCCUCCUCUCAGAAGGAGAAUCCCCCCUGGCUCAUGGGAUAGCCACAUGCACGUCGUGGAACCCUCACGGUUUCCCGUUUCCCCGACAGCAGUAUAUAAACCCUCUCCGCAUACGUUGACCGAGGCUCUCGCUUUCGAGUCAGCACUGGGACUCGACAAUGUUGUCUUUGUGCAACCAUCAGUCUAUGGGCCCGACAAUUCAUGUCUCAUAGACGCACUAAAGAAAGUCGGGCCCUCCCGCGGCCGUGGGGUCGUGGUGAUAGACCCGGCCAAUAUCCAACCCGAAACGCUAGAAGAGUGGCAUUCGCUCGGAGUGCGUGGGUUACGAGUGAACCUCCAAUCUGUGGGGAAGGUUAUGAACAAGCUGGAACUGGAAACGACGUUACUCCAACACGCCGAGAUUGCCCGACCCCGGAACUGGAUCAUAGAGGUAUAUCUCCCGCUUAGAAUGGUCCCGAUGCUCGAAUCGAUCGUCCCAUGCUUAGGCGUCCGCGUUUGCAUCGACCACUUCGGAAGCCCUGACCUGUCUACUCUGGCAUGGAACCAUGACAGCACACCAUUCAAUCCAUUCGCCCUCCCCGGAUUUGCGUCAUUAAUCUCCCUCCUUCGCACCGGCAGCACGUAUGUCAAGGUGUCUGCACCUUACCGGCUCAGCAAAGACCACCAAAUGCGCGAUCUACGGGCCAUGGUGCGUGAGUUUCUGUCUGUUGCACCUAAACGAGUUAUUUACGCCACGGACUGGCCUCAUACACGCUUUUCCGGGGUCGACAUUAGCCCAUUCACCGAAUAUUGUCUGGAACUAUGUGCACACGACCCGGAGCUAGCAGAGCGGUUGUUCCGCAGGAAUACAGAAGAGAUGCUAGGAGUGGCUGCUGCAAGAUAG
Penicillium alfredii is the source of this 1002-nucleotide messenger RNA. Its product is annotated as putative TIM barrel metal-dependent hydrolase. The transcript has a single exon. Gene Ontology annotation, molecular function: hydrolase activity. The record is from RefSeq and is a predicted model, not a curated record. Lineage: Eukaryota; Fungi; Ascomycota; Eurotiomycetes; Eurotiales; Aspergillaceae. The coding region runs from base 1 to 1002 and encodes 333 amino acids.